AUGAUUACCGCCAGCAGUGAACCUGGAGAAAGUGUCGUGAUUUUGAAGGAUGCUAAGGAUCAUAAGCACGCACCGAAUCGGGAGGAAUGUGAGGCCGAAGUAGUAAAGGCGAGGUUAAAAAGGAGAGCAGAAGAUCACCCGGAGCAGCCGCCUGCUCAAAUUUUACGUUCCGAAUUUCCGCAGCUGUCAGAAGGGGUCAUCAGUCAGCUGCCUGAUAGGGAAAAUAUAAAGAAAGCAAUGAGACGACGACGGCAAGCAAAUCUACCUCCGAAUCCGACAACAUUAGAGCAAUUGCAGGAAAUUCCUGAUCGAUAUCGAAAAACAAUAGUGGGUGAAACUUUCUUAAUUUAUGAUUCAAUUGAAUCCUCUGAAGAUCGUGAUUCGAGGGUCCUCGUUUUUAGCACGCGACGAAAUUUAGAACUGUUGUUCCAAAGUUCCACUUGGUUUCUGGACGGAACUUUCAAGGUUUCGCCAAACAUCUUCACACAAGUUUUCACAAUACUUGGAAUGGUAAAAGAAAAUGUGGGAGAUAUUGAGGACGAGGAGUAUAAUACCGAUGUUGCUUUACCAUUAGUCUAUGCAUUGCUGUCAUCAAAAGAAUCAGCACAAUAUAGUGCCGUUUUGACUGCCGUAAAAACCGCAGCUCAAGAAUACCACAUUGAUGGAUCUCCUGCGAAGAUAAUGACAGAUUUCGAGCAAGGGAUUUUAAAUUCAUGUGCCGAAGUGUUCCCCGAUACCACGGUCUUGUGCUGCUUUUUCCAUUUGGGGCAAUCGGUAUAUCGUCGCGUACAAGCGGAAGGUCUACAAACAGCUUACAAUCACCCGACCAAUCGCGAAAUUAAAAAUUAUACCCACAUGAUGUUGGGUCUCGCUUUCGUGCCCCCCGAUCGAGUCAAAACUGUUUUCCAACUUCUCGCAGAAAAAGCUCCUGAGGAACUUCUUCCUGUACUUGAUUAUUUUAACGAAAAUUAUAUAACCGGGAGACCAGCACGAGGGCGGAGAAGAGCCAUUCCUCCUCGCUAUCAAGUUCAUACUUGGAAUCAACAUAAAACUACGAUGGAAGGGAGUCACCGUACCAACAACAACAGUGAAGAUGGAAAAUUCGUUGUCGUGUUAUUAAAAAAUCUGAAACAAAGAUAUAUAAGACAGGAAAACUGUUUUCUUUAG
Molecule: messenger RNA, 1167 nt
Organism: Leptopilina heterotoma
Lineage: Eukaryota; Metazoa; Arthropoda; Insecta; Hymenoptera; Figitidae
Exons: 3
Coding region: 1-1167 (388 amino acids)
Source: RefSeq, a predicted model, not a curated record